This is a messenger RNA of Closterium sp. Naga37s-1, 1773 nucleotides long. The record is from the annotation of a GenBank genome assembly. NCBI's taxonomy places the organism in Eukaryota, Viridiplantae, Streptophyta, Zygnematophyceae, Desmidiales, Closteriaceae.
AUGUUGCGGCGGGACCUUCUACAAGUUCUUUCUAGGGAGUUAAACACUAUGGGAGUUGUGGAGGAAGCAGUAGCUAACACGCUGCAAGGAGCGAGCACACAGGAUGGCCAAAACAAGGGGUUCCAAUCGCUGGGAGUCGCCAUUCCUGCAGACGAAGUGAAUGAAGGGGUUGUACUGGGGUCGCGCUCUACAGACAAGGUCCAGCUGCCUGAACGGGAAAGUGGUGCUGGAGAUAAGCGACCUGCGGACGCAUCGGUUGACGUGCGUCAUAUGCAGCAACCAAGUGUGCAAGCUAGAGAAACCGUCCCAGGUUAUGUUGAUUUCGGUGGGGAGCUUCCUCAUGACUUUCACAACGAUGGAAGGGAUGCGGGCUUCGGAGACGGGUGGGAAGAAGAGACCGAAGAGAGAAGCAGGUCACCGUCGGAUCAUCGCCGAAGGCGGCGAUCUAAGAAGGACGAGAUUAUCGAACUGUUGCUAGAGCUGGGACGAGAAGUUCGUGACGGGAGGGCUGAAAUGAAGGGAAAGAUGCAGCAGAUAGAGGCCGACAUGCAGCGCUCUUUAGAGGAUGUUAAGACUUCAACAGCGUCCUCACUGCAACAACUAGCACAGUCCGUUUCUGGUGUGGCCGUUGCAGAACGCGUGUCAUCCUCUGUGGCCACCGCAGUGAAAGCUGCGACAACGCAUUUGCACUUGCGCGACACAAACGCUGUUCCGGUUUUCACCGAGAAGCAGCUUGAAGAUGUCGUCGCAGCGGUGAAGAAGGCAGCCGCAGAUGCCCUUGAGUCGGCGGCACAGAAAGGGAUGUGGACGCUGGCUGUCCCCACUGCUUUACAUCAGUCGAUCGAGGAGUCUGUCCAGCGGGCCAUCUCGCGCGAUGCCCUAUCUACCGACGGCGCUGGUCUACCACCGAACCCUAAACAUGCGGUUGUCGAAGCCACCUUCGCCCCAACUCCCAACCUCGCGAAUCAAGGGGCUGCGAAUGUUGCGAAUGUCUCGCCGGUCGCGGAGACGGAGGAUGCGCGGAUUUUUCACGAGGUGUAUACUGUACCAGUAACGCAGGGUGAUGUAGUGGACAGGUCGAGGAAAGGAGGCGACGUGAAUUUCGCACGGCAAGUAGUCAACAGCUGCGCUGUGGAGCAGUGCAAUACUUUGCCUGUGGCAGCGGGGGAGCGUACGGGCACUGCUUUCGAAGUGGCGAAAACCAAGACAACCGAACUCGAGUAUGCGGGACAGAGCUGGGAGAUAGCCCUUUGCGCUGGGACAGCAAUUGCCGCUGGAGAACGCUUCAAUGGGGCAUUGGAGAAGCCUCCUUACGGAGUGGACACCACGCUAUUUCUUGCCACUUUAGCCGGUACACUCUCGAGCCUUUGGGCAACAUGCAGAGGCCUAGGUGAGCGAGAGGUGAUGCUCGAAGCUCUAGGCGCAGCAUCCGCCGCUGGUGGUGCGCCUACUUUCUCGAAACUUGCUGUUGCUGCAGCGGGUGCUGUCCUAGUCGCCAUGGGUCAGCAGAAGGAGCCUUUGACGUUCAAGAGAGCUGUAGAGAAUGUGAAGGCGUCUGCUUUGUCUGGAGUUCGGCUCGACCACGUUGCAUGGCCAAAUGUUGUCGAGCUGGCUGCAGAUGUGGCGGUCCGUUGGUGCUUGUGUGGGCACGCUGUCAAGUGGCUGCGAUCGAGGCGGUGUGGAGCGGUAGACGUUGUAACAGAGCCCCGCUUGCGUGGGAAAAAAAACGGGAGGGGUGAGGGAGGAGCGGUGGGGGGAGGAGCGGAUGCGUAG